Messenger RNA from Helianthus annuus (common sunflower), 1317 nucleotides. RefSeq lists its product as uncharacterized. The transcript is spliced from 2 exons. NCBI's taxonomy places the organism in Eukaryota, Viridiplantae, Streptophyta, Magnoliopsida, Asterales, Asteraceae. The record is from RefSeq and is a predicted model, not a curated record. Bases 1 to 1317 code for a protein of 438 amino acids. Gene Ontology annotation, molecular function: RNA-DNA hybrid ribonuclease activity; nucleic acid binding.
AUGCCUUUCGGCCUAAAGAAUGCAGGAGCGACCUAUCAGAGAUUGAUGAACGAAACGUUCAGCGAUGCCAUCGGCAAGUACAUCGAAGUAUAUAUGGAUGAUUUGGUGAUUAUGAGCAAGGAAGAAAGCAUGAUGCUGGUGAACAUCCAAAAGACUUUCAACACACUGCGCAGCAUAAGCAUCAAGCUAAAUGCAGCAAAAUGCUCUUUCGGUAUGGAAGAAGGGAAAUUCUUAGGUUUCAUCGUCACAAAAGAUGGCUUCAAAGUAAAUCCAGAAAAAGUUCAAGCGAUCGAAAGAAUGCCUUCCCCAUCAAACAUCAAAGAGAUGCAAAAGUUAGCAGGACGGUUAGCAGCACUCAAUCGUUUUCUAGCUAAUCAUGCCGCAAAAUCCUUUCCGUUCAUCAAAACAUUGCGCAACUGUAUGAAGAAAAGCCAAUUUCAGUGGACUCCAGAAGCGGAGAGCGCGUUCCGCGAGAUGAAAGACUGUCUCAUCAAGCUGGCAACACUAACUACACCAAUCAAAGGAGAACCCUUGGUACUAUAUUUGUCAGCUUCUGAUAGAGCAGUUGGAGCAGUACUACUUGUCGAUCGUCAAGGAAGGCUAGCCAAAUGGGCAAUAGAACUUGGCGGUCACAACGUGGUUUUCAGUUCAAGGCCAGCCAUCAAAGGCCAAGUGUUGGCAGAUUUCAUGACAGAGGUACCUGACGAUAAGGAUCGAGAAUGUAAAGCAAUGGAAAAGGCCGAAAAGCAACAAGUAGAAGAACCGUGGUUGUUAUACACAGAUGGCGUGUCUAACGAAGACGGCGCAGGAGCAGGGCUUCGGCUGGUAAGCCCCGACAAGCAUGAGUUCACGUACGCGAUGCGUCUAGACUUCAAGAGUACGAACAAUGAAGCCGAAUAUGAAGCUUUUCUUGCGGGCUUAAGAUUAGCAAUCAAAAUGGGAGUCAAACAUAUCGAAGCGCACGUGGAUUCCAUGUUAGUGGCCGGGCAAAUCAACGGUCAGUACGAAGCCAAAGGAGAUGUAAUAGCGCUCUAUCUGGGCCAAGCAAAAACGUUGCUACAAACCUUCUAUUCCUACAAGGUGCACCACAUAAACAGGAGCGAGAACAAACCAGCAGAUGCGCUGAGUAAACUCGCAUCUACAAGUUUUCAACACCUGGCAAAGGAUGUGCGCAUAGAAGUUUUGAGCAACCCAUCCGUGCCACUCAGAGAAGUAAGCGUCAUCCAGACGGGGACAACGUCUUGGAUGACUCCGAUAAUCAUGUACCUUCAAUCCGGGAUACUCCCUAAGAACAAAGCUGAGGCGCGGAAGAUCUAG